This is a messenger RNA of Suillus bovinus, 2637 nucleotides long. RefSeq names its product DIL domain-containing protein. The transcript has 10 exons. The record is from RefSeq and is a predicted model, not a curated record. NCBI's taxonomy places the organism in Eukaryota, Fungi, Basidiomycota, Agaricomycetes, Boletales, Suillaceae. Gene Ontology annotation, molecular function: GTPase binding. The coding region runs from base 1 to 2637 and encodes 878 amino acids.
AUGAUCCCCGUAUCGCUUGGACCACUGGAUUUCUCCCCGGAGCCUGAUCUUCAUCCUUUGUAUCCGAGUUCAAGUGUAAUAUCCCGCUUGCUGUCACCCGAUUCUGGCUUAGCACCCUCCCAGAAGUCUGAACUAGUAUCCCAUUCACUGUCGCGAGCAUGCGUAUUCGGGGAUCUAUCUCUUCUCCAGUAUCUUUUGUCUGACCAUCAAUCACAACCUUAUGUCGACCUCAGCACACGCGACGAAGACGGGCUUAGCUUGAUCAGUCAUGCAAUCCUAGGUUUUGGGUCUGAAUCGGAGAGGGAUGUCGAACGUGAAGAGUGCGUUCGGCUGCUGAUUGCCCAAGGAGCUGACGCUACCUCUGCGGAUAAAGCCGGCUGGACUGCCCUGCAUCACGCCGCAGUUCUUUGUCCCCCUACUCUGGUCUCCCAUCUGAUGACGCAUGGAUGCUCCCCUUUCGCAGAAACACAUCGACGGUUGACAUCGCUGGAUAUAGUGACUGCUCACACCGUCCUGCCAGGGCGUGAUGACAUUGCGCUGUUACUCGAAGCAGCAAUGCGGAGCCAAGGAUGGAUGGGAGGCAGGAUGGAAGAGAAGCGGAGAGCGUUGGAUGAGCAACUUAAACGUAAAGGAAGACAGAAAAGCGUACGCGAGAAUAUCUCAAAAGUGCUUGGCCUACAGAAUCAAUGGUGGGAUUCUCGCGAGGAAGAUGAAGGUUUCUCGUCAGAUGAUUCUGAUGGCGAGGAUGAUCAACUUGAUGAAGAAUUGUAUACUCCGAAACUAGACUUUACAUCUAUGCUCGCAUGGUCUCCACAAGAACUUUCACAUAUUUUCGACGCAGUUAUCACAACCUCCCAUACUUCUGUUCGGAAUGCACAACCUGCCAUUACUUUAUACCUUAUGGCGCGUUUUGCAUGCUUAACAUGUGAUCAAACGUGGCUCGAGGAUCUUGUACUAGGAGCGACAGAUGCAAUCGAAGAGAAGUUUUUUAGCCGUUCAGAAGAUAUCACUUGUCUUGUAUUUUGCCUUUACAACGCCACCAUAUGGUUACACCUCAUGCAAUGUGACAACGCUAUAAACGAAUGUUGUGAAAUGUUGGGCUCAUUCGAACUCCUCGAGCAAGUGAUCAACUCUGUGUUUGUAUUCAUCAUUCGUUACGCUGAGCGUAGGAUCGAUCAAUUACUAGACGCAGCGAUACUGGACAGUUCGCCUGUGUCGUCGGGAUUUGAAUCCGUGCAGUUCGAAUCAGAGUGGUCAUUCUUGAGGCCGUUUAGCGCCAAGAAGAAGAGUACGACAAGUACUCCAAGUCAUGGAACACCCAAGAAUAGCACACCAUCUUCACCUCCUUUUCUACCGAGUCGUCCUCCAUCUCCGUCCCCCUUGUUACUCGGCCCCACGCCUGUCACAGCUAAAGGAUUCUCAUCGUUGAGACAAACCCUUUCACGCACAAAAACACCUUCGACAGCGUUCAACACGCAUUCUGACGUCCCGCAAACAACAGAAUUACGCGACAUGACUUCAUUUUUAACGGCACUGCAUUCACUUUUAACUCUUUCGGAUGUCAAUCCUGUGUUAAUGAUUCAAUUCUGGUCUCAAGUGAUGUACUGGACUUCGUGUGAAAUAUUUAAUCGAAUUCUGACUAGGAAAAAGUAUCUCUGCCGGUCAAAAGCGGUACAGAUCGGCAUGAAUCUGGUUGUGUUGGAAGAGUGGAUAGAGGAUAUGGGUCUACCUCGUGGAAUUGCAUCCCAUCUUACACCUGUACGGGACUUGCUGAAUUGGCUUCAGUGUUUGUCAUCGAUUACGGAUUUUUCUAAUCUGGUGGCUACCAUACAGACAAUGAAGAGUAUUAACCCAUUACAAAUGCGACGUGCUGUGCGGGACUACAAAUAUGAAGUUAAUGAGGGGAGGAUGACGGACGAGUGCAUUCAGUAUUUGACGCAGCUCCAAAAAGACUGGGAACGCCAUCGUGUUAAGAUGGGUGUUGAGGCCCUGCGCAAGGAGAUGGGCGAGCGCGAGCGGGAACGUGAGCUUGAAGAUAGCAUGACGAACGAAGCUAAUGCAAGCCUCAACGCAUCCUCAGAUGUACUUGCCGCCCAGCAUAGCAUCGACAACUUGUUCGAUCGUUCGCAUUCACAAUCUGAAUGGAAGCCAGCUAAAGCACCCCAAGUUCUAGGGGAGCUUCUAGAUUCUCGCCAUAUGCUCCCUCUUUUCCUUCCGUCAGAUCCUCGUGUGCUUUCUGCGACGCCCGAAAAACGAGUGGUCAGCGGAUAUGGUGAAGGAGCAGAUGCGCGAACCGCGGCCCACGUUCGGAACACCAGCCAAGCAAGCACCCUUGAUGGAGGGGCAAUGAAGUGGAGAUGUCGUAGUCGAAGAGUACGAAAAGUCGAUUUCGAAACACUCCAAUGGGUCGACAGGUUCAGGACUAAACCACAGACGUUCCAACUGCCCGUGCAUGGAGAAGAGUAUGAAGAGACCUACCCAUCCACACCGCUAUCCGAUGGAAUAGAUGACUUGCACAUCGACACUGAUGUUCCACAUACCGUAUCGCACGGUACCCCACUUACUAAGAGACCAUCAGCCCGUAGUAGAGGGCGUUCCAGUCUUAUUGGGGACCCUGUCAUACCAAUUUCCUUAUGA